AUGUCGACGAGCAACUCUACCCACUGGGGUGAAGAUCCAUCGACGUCUGCGCCCGCGGCAGAGAACACCUACUCCACGCAGUUACAAUCUCCGCUAUUCCGCCUACCUCGAGAACUUCGCGAUAUCAUCUACGAAUACUAUGCGGAGGGCAGGCGAUCGUACGAGUACAACAAGGAUACGAAUAGGUUGCGCUACCGGUAUGCAGCUGCGCGCGCAGAGAACCUCGGUCUAGUAGUGGCUUGUAAAAUCGCAGCGGCAGAACUGAAACAAGUCGCUUUCCAGAAAGCCAAAUUUAGUACACGAUGCUCUAUGUACGACAUUCCGGAGUUCAUGGGAUUGCGCUCAAAGGUCGCUCGCCUUCAUUGCCUCUGCGUGGCUGAGUUGCUGCAAGACUCUGACUUUAUCGAUAUCGAGGCGCGCUAUCCAAACAUGGGUACAUUUGUGGGCGACAUAUUACCAUAUGCAGUCACUCGGCGACGUGAUGUGUGGGCGCCUUUGAUGAGAAUGAUAUGGAAAAACGACGUUGCCAAUCAAGCAUGCAUCGAUGCCCUGCUGUUGGCAUUAAAUCGCGCGAACAACCGCAAUCCAGAGAAGUUCGCCCAGCUUACGAGUGGAGUGUUCGACCAAGGAGUAUGUCCUGUCGGGUGCGCUCUAAACCAAGAAAACCUUUUCAAGGAAGGAUCGUUGAACGCCCUGCUCUCGUGGAAGCCCGAUUCAUGGUGGACACCUCGAGAUGAAGAUCUGUCCCGCAUUGAGCGCCUUCUCUGUAGGCAGAAAGAUCCUCAAGCACCACGUGCUGUGCAUGAGGAGCUAUAUCAUCUUUCUCUGAGCAAUAGUAGAUGCUACUUCUCUGCCGCUGCUAUAGCUAUCGACUACCUACAUGGUAUCCCGCCGAAGCAAUGGCUGAACCUCCGCAAGAUCGUCUUAAACGAGGAUCGUGUGUCUAGGCUUCGUCCUGCAUGUCAUGCGCGUGGACUCAUAGACUUCUGCAAGAGUAAUUCGGCUUUACGUAUCGAACAUCGCAUCGGCCUUCUAGACAAUCUGCUCCCUCUGGUAUCAGAACCGGGUAUUGACGACCCAGACAUACUAGGGCGCACUUGCGUGGACGUAAUUGUCCCAUGGAUUGAAAACACCCUCUCGUUGGCUUCAUAUGGAAUGCCAAUUGAUGCCUACCAACUCGUCAUCGAUGGUAGUACGCAAGAAACAGUCCACGCGUUUGAGAUCCUCAAGCGUGCAGCAGCCAUGCAGGAAGCCAUGCUCGCUCAAGCCCAACGCAGCGGCGUGCAGCCUACGUCAUGGCUCCACGACCCUCAGAAACAUUGUACUUUUCCAUUGCCGUGGCAUCUGCCAGUAGGGCUUCCGAAUGCCGUUCGCGAUAUAAUGGCUGGCACGUCGAAUAUACAAUUUACGGGCCCUGUAGGCGAGUUAUGGGAUCCGGAUCUCAUGUACUUGAAGAGGAAAGACUGGACCAUCGCAGAUUGGCGAAAAGAGUGGAAAGAGGAAAUCUGGUAUGAUUGCGUGAAGACGUCCUUCUACGUUGAUACACAGACGUGGUAUAUGCAAGAGUGA
This is a messenger RNA of Alternaria conjuncta, 1569 nucleotides long. RefSeq lists its product as uncharacterized. Bases 1 to 1569 code for a protein of 522 amino acids. NCBI's taxonomy places the organism in Eukaryota, Fungi, Ascomycota, Dothideomycetes, Pleosporales, Pleosporaceae. The transcript is spliced from 3 exons. The record is from RefSeq and is a predicted model, not a curated record.